Messenger RNA from Raphanus sativus (radish), 941 nucleotides. RefSeq names its product transcription repressor OFP1. Lineage: Eukaryota; Viridiplantae; Streptophyta; Magnoliopsida; Brassicales; Brassicaceae. Gene Ontology annotation, molecular function: DNA binding. The record is from RefSeq and is a predicted model, not a curated record. The coding region runs from base 48 to 833 and encodes 261 amino acids. Gene Ontology annotation, biological process: negative regulation of DNA-templated transcription. The transcript has a single exon.
CAUUUUUGCAUCUCAAAACUCUCAUUUUACAAAAGAAAGAAAGAAAGAUGGGUAAUUAUCGGUUUAAGCUAUCGGAAUUAGUCCCUAACGCAUGGUUUUACAAACUGAGAGACAUGGGGAAAUCAAGAAAGAAGCAACAAAACAGCUCGGUGUCUCUUUCUCCCAUCAAGAAACACCAACCAGUUCCUACUCCUGCUCCUACCACAGCGCGCAGUCCUAGACUUCCUCCUCGCCGCUCUUCUUCUUACUAUGCAAGGCCCAGAAAGUCCGUCCGCAACCGCGCCACCACCACCGUCUCCUCUGCUCCUUCGAAGCAAGUCAUUUCCUCUGAGUCUUUCUCACCACCCGAGUUUCGCUCUGAUCAACUACUCAUCCCUGACGAGUCGUUGGAGAGCUCCUCGCACAGCCCUUGCAGCUGCGUUACCUCCAAAGCCUCAGCAACCUUUACUCCCCCUCCGGAACUCCAUCUCCAUCCCAUCAUCACCAAACCCACCACCACCGUGCGCAAAACGGCAGUGAGUUCUCCCGCGGGUGUGAAACUUAGACUGCGCUCGCCGAGGAUCUCGACGAGGAAAAUUGCGAGCAGCUCAUCGGCGACUGUGAGUUCGCGGCGGAGCAGAGCGGUAGUGAAGGCGUCGGUAGACCCGAGGAGAGACUUUAAGGAAUCGAUGGAAGAGAUGAUCGCAGAGAACAACAUAAGAGCGUCCAAGGAUCUAGAGGAGCUUCUAGCUUGCUAUCUCUGUCUCAAUUCUGACGAGUAUCACCACAUUAUCAUCAAUGUCUUCAAGCAAAUCUGGCUUGAUCUUAAUCUUUCUCCCCAUCUUUCUUUUUAAAGAAUGAUCAAAUACUAUUUAUCUUCUUUACCCAUCAGUUAGUGACCUUAAUCUAUAGUCUCUUAUAGAUAAUCUGUAACCAUAUCUAUAUAACUAUUUUUAUCAUAA